AUGGAGAACAUUUGUGAAUUUUGCAUGGCAUUAAGGCCAAUUGUGUAUUGUAAGUCUGAUGCCGCACGCCUUUGCCUCUUCUGUGAUGCCAAGGUUCAUUCUGCUAAUGCUCUUUCCAGCCGCCACCCUCGCACUCUUGUUUGUGAGGCUUGUAGAAGACGACCGGUCUAUGUUCGAUGUUUUGACCACGAAAUGUUCAUGUGCCGAAGUUGUGAUAAUAGCCAUCACGCCUCUUCCCAACACCAGAAAAAAGUGGUCAGAAGCUAUGUGGGGUGCCCUUCUGCCCUGGAUUUUGCUGCAUUGUGGGGUUUUGACUUAAAUGAAUCGGAAAACAAAAGUAUUUUUAAAGAUCAUUAUGUUUUUGCUUCAGUUACAGCAGAUUCAGAAUCUGAAGAGGGAUCUUGCAGUCAACAAACCGAGGUAGUUAAGGAUGAUAACUGUCAGAAAAAUACUUGCAUGAGCAUUAUUCUGCAACAAAUUCUAGAUUUAAAAAGGCUACAGCUCUCUGAGGGCAGUGACAAUUCUUGUUUAGUACGUGGCAAAGGGAAAGCAGAUCAAUCAUCAGUUAAGGGUGAUGCAGUGUCGAAAGUGCAGAUGGAGCAUUCACUUGAUCAACAUUAUAAAAUUCAAUAUAUGGGUAGUCCUCAAGAGGAGAUGCCUGAGGAAUCUUUUCUGUCACAGCUGGGCCAUUUGAUAAGCACUGAAAAUUCUUUGCAGGGAGACACGUUUUGGCAGUGUAAAAGUCCAGCUUUCAGUAAUGAGCUUUGGCCUCAAAAUAUGCAAGACAUUGGAGUUUGUGAUGAACUACAAUGUUUUGAUGAUCUCCGCAUACCCGAUGUUGAUUUGACAUUUCAGAAACAUUCAUCAUUCAGUAAACCAGAAAGUUUCCUAGCAAGAACUAUGGAGGAUAUCUCAGGGGCUACCUCUGCGUGCAUUGUGCAAUCUGCUGAUGCAAACAAAGUUUUUAAUUCUUCCGAUCAAGUUCUUCACUUCCAAACAAUUAACGAAUAUCCUCAUCCAAUUCAGCCAUCUUAUUCAACAUCAUCAUUCUCCGUAUCAAGGAUCACUGUUGAAAGCAGUACUGAAUACAAGGAUGAUGGGCUUUUUCCUAAGGUUAAUGAACAGUUACUCUUAGGCAAUUCAUCUACUCCUGAGAAUGCAAAGUUGGAUGGUAAAGAAAAUGUCAUAAUGAAAUCCAAAGGGAAGGCGGCUCGGUGGUAUGAAAAGAGAGUUCGAUAUUCAUCCCAAAAAGCUAAAUCUGAUGGCAAGAAAAGGGGGAAAGGAAAAUUUUUGAGGGCACAAGCCUAUGAAUCCGAGUCUGUCAGUGUAACUCGAAGCUUUUAA
This is a messenger RNA of Fraxinus pennsylvanica, 1344 nucleotides long. The record is from the annotation of a GenBank genome assembly. NCBI's taxonomy places the organism in Eukaryota, Viridiplantae, Streptophyta, Magnoliopsida, Lamiales, Oleaceae.